Cannabis sativa is the source of this 1626-nucleotide messenger RNA. RefSeq lists its product as uncharacterized. NCBI's taxonomy places the organism in Eukaryota, Viridiplantae, Streptophyta, Magnoliopsida, Rosales, Cannabaceae. The record is from RefSeq and is a predicted model, not a curated record. The transcript has a single exon. The coding region runs from base 652 to 1626 and encodes 324 amino acids.
CUUACAUGGAUACAGGCCUUACUCAGUGAAUUGAGGAUCCAAAUACCACGAACUCCAACUAUUUGGUGCGAUAAUCUCAGCACGGUCCUCAUGUCUGCAAAUCCCAUCCUUCACGCACGCACAAAACACAUUGAACUCGAUCUAUACUUCGUUCGAGAAAAGGUCCUGGCCAAAGCACUAAUUGUCAAACACACCCCUGCCUAUGAUCAAACAGCAGAUGUAUUGACCAAAGCUCUUUCCAACACACGGUUCCUUCUUCUUCGAGACAAACUUAGGAUUGUUUCACUCUCUACCCUAAGUUUGAGGGGGGAUGUUAAGAGUAUAGGAUAACUUAGAUGCCCUGUUCUGUCUUUAGCUGCAUUAUGUCCAUUCCCUGUUGUCCCUUGAAUUUCGGUUGUAUUGUUACAACAGUUAUGGUUGUUACAGUAGUUAUGUUAGUUAUAGUCAGUGGGCAGUUUGGUCAAUUCAUUAGGUGUCUGUACCUAUAUAUAAUCUGUACUCUUUCCUUUAUUUCAAUGUAUGAGAAACUAUUUUAGAUAAUUCAUUUCUUUUAACACUCAGUUGCUCUUGUCAGACAUAAAUCUACAGACAUGCACUGAGGCUGAUAUCAUUGCAAAUGAAGAGAGUGAAUUGAUAACAGUCGCGAAUCAGAUGAUUACUUCUCAGAGGCACAAUAGUGUUACUGGCGAGAUUCUAUCGGCUAGAAAAAUUCUGGACAUGCACCUUUCUUUAAGAACCAAGUACUAUUGGAAAGAGGAACUGGUUACUGAUGUUAUGAAGCAUUCAGAAGACAUGAUUUUUAAGAACGUGUCAAUAGAAUCACUUGUGUACUUUUGGAAUAUUUGGAAGGACAAGAUUGUUGGUGUAUUUGAAUCUCUUAGAUGUCUUGAGACCCCAAAAGUUAAUAAGUUCAAAAAUUAUGGAGAGUUCUGCUUGAACUAUUUAGGUGUUUGGAGGGAUUUCAGUAAUUCGAAUCCAAUAUUUAGUCUCCUAUACCCUGAGGCUGAGUGGGCUCAGAAUAUUGAUAAAAGAUCAUAUACUGAUCCUGACAGAAAAAAUAGAAGAAGAUCAGAUAGUGGCAAGUUGGCAUCUAUUGAAUUACACCAGUUUGUUUCUGCAGCUCAGAGAUAUUGGUGUUCAGAGAUGCUUUCGGUUGGAGUCAUGGUUUUGGACAGACUCCAUGGUCUUUAUGACUUUCCAAUCCAGAAUUGUGAUGUAAUUUUCUACAAAAGCAGGGCUCUUACUCUGAUCUAUGAGGUUGCAACAUUUCUUUUGGAUGAAAAACUUCUGAAGCUGAGGCAUCAUGAGUCUGAGAGUCUGUUAAAGUACAUUAGAUUUUCUACUGAGAACAUAGUUGGUUACAUAUUCCCGGAGUUGUGGAAACCAUUGAGUAAAAACAUGAUUGUGCUCAGAGGAACUGGCACUACUGAGAGUAUGUUGAAUCUUGUGAUAGCUGAAUCUAUUAAUCUAAGUAAUAAGCUCUCUUUUAGACAAAUUGGAAGGAUUACCAUACAACAAAUGAGUGCAGUAUUGCAGAGAGAAGCGAAGAAAUUGACAGAAUUGAACAAAUGUUUUUGGAGAAAUGUGCUUUUCAUUAUUGUGAGAUCAAUGAUAAGAGGUCCAUGA